Molecule: messenger RNA, 1600 nt
Organism: Stegodyphus dumicola
Lineage: Eukaryota; Metazoa; Arthropoda; Arachnida; Araneae; Eresidae
Gene: UQCR-C2
Product: Ubiquinol-cytochrome c reductase core protein 2
Cellular component (GO): mitochondrion
Molecular function (GO): metal ion binding
Source: RefSeq, a predicted model, not a curated record
UUUCCCUCGUAAAGAUCUCCUGCGAACCACGACUUUCAUUACCGUGUCUUGUAUAUCUACAAGGUAAAGUUGAAGAUAGGUUAGAUAGGUGAAUACGUAACUUAUUCGCCAUGAAUGUGUAUAGAUUUCGAAAAAUUUUCACCUCUUCCCCUUUAUACAAAUUUCGAUCUGCUCACACACAAAAAUUUGCAAGAGCUGAAACUCAGGAUAUAGAAGUUCUGCCGAAAGAAGAUGCAAAAGUGACACAAAUUGAAAGUGGUAUAACUAUUGCAUCUAUAGAAAAUUAUAAUCCAAUUUCUCAAGUAUCUCUGGUGCUUAAAGCUGGUUCACGGUAUGAAACUGCACAAAAUUUGGGUGUCAGCCAUGUGUUACAUAAUUGUGCAACCUUGUCAACAAAAAAUCGUACUGGGUUCUGUAUAACCAGAAGCUUGGAACUCUUAGGGGCAAAAUUAGAAGUGACUGCUACCCGAGAGCAUUUAAUUUAUACAUUGCAGUGCAUUCGUGAUGAUAUAGAUUCUGGAUUUGAAAUUCUUGCAGAUAUUAUAACUAGACAAGCUUUUAAACCAUGGGAAGUUAAUGAUGCCAUACCAAGAAUGCAUGUCGAUUUGGCAGUUUACCAGAGCAAUCCAGAAGCAGUUUUGUUAGAAAACCUUCACAAAGCUGCGUUUCGAAGUGGUUUAAGCAAUUCUCUCUAUUGUCCAUCAUUUAUGAUUGGCAAACACAGCUCUGAAAUGUUACACACGUUCGUAAAAGAAAACUUUGCUACUUCACGUACAUCGGUGGUUGGCCUUGGAGUAUCUCAUGAACAUCUUCAGAACUGUGUCAACAAAUUUCUUCAUGUGAGCAGCAGUUCCUCUGGAAGUGACAUAGCUACAAAAUUUUCAGGAGGUGAAAUAAGGGUGGAGACAGAUCUUCCAUGUGUGCAUACAGCCAUUGUUGCUGAAGGAGCUGGACUUCAAAAUAAAAAAGAUGUGCUAAGCUUGGGAAUCUUGCAGAAUAUUCUGGGAGCUGGUUCUCACAGUAAAUUUAGUUGUUCUAAAUUUUCCAAACUUGGAGAAGCAGCUGCAAAAAAUACAAGUAAUCCAUUUGCUGUUACUACUUUGAAUGUGAAUUACUCAGAUUCUGGUUUAUUUGGUGUUUACAUUGUAGGAAAUUCUGAUGAUAUGAAAGAGUUGGUGAAGGCUGUUGUUUCUCAAAUGCGAGAUGUGACAAAAAGUAUCUCUGAAUCCUCUGUGAAUAGUGCUAAGCACAAAUUGAAGGCAAGAUUAAAUUUAGAACGAGAAACUUCCAAAGGUCUUAUAUCUGCAAUGGCAUUUGAAGCAUCUCAGUUUGGUGGAAUCAGUGAUAUUCAGGAUAUAGAAAAGUCCAUUGAAAGUUUAACUGUAUCUGAUAUUACAACAAUUGCUGGGAAAGUGAUGAAAACAAAACCAGCUAUGGCAGCUAUUGGCCGUUUGCAUAACACUCCUCAUUUAGAUGAAUUGAUUUAAAUUACUGUAGUUGUGGGAAAGUGUAAAGGAUGAUGAAUUAAAUAUAUAUAUAUAUGUGUGUGUGUGUGUAUGUGUGUAGAAAUAAAAGAUCCAAAUUACGUUUUUGACUCAAA